Molecule: messenger RNA, 11295 nt
Organism: Coturnix japonica (Japanese quail)
Lineage: Eukaryota; Metazoa; Chordata; Aves; Galliformes; Phasianidae
Gene: KBTBD12
Product: kelch repeat and BTB domain containing 12
Molecular function (GO): protein binding
Source: RefSeq, a predicted model, not a curated record
GCUGGGUGGGAACAGUGGGGCUUUGGGAAGUUGGAUGUAUGUCUCUUGAACAAGACUGCAGGUGCUGCUUUGCUCCCAUCAGGGUAUCUCCUGUGUGUCUGGGACUGCUCCAUACCAUCAGAAAGUUCGAAGUGUUUCAUAUGAGGUGUACAGAUUUGUUGCAGAUGUGUGAGUGCUGGAGCUGUGUUGGGUGCGCUGCAUGGUUUUGCUGGGAAGUUUCUUUUCUGUUUGGAUGUAUGUACCCAAGUGCUUGCUUGGAAUUGAAACUAGAGAAAGUCUGUGGUGAGGGCUGGUUUAAAACUGGAACUAAUGUUAAGUUCUAAGGGUUUGCAUCAUUUUAAUUUUGCUGCUUAGUGACUAGCACAUUGAGGUCUGCAUACCAAUGUUUGCUAAGCAAAAGGAUAUGUACUUCAGAGUUUUAUAUAAACAUAGGCAAUUGCUGUUCGCAGUCUUUUCUUCUGUAAAGCUGCAAAUAGAGUUUGAUCUGCACCUAAUUGUUAGAUUAUUUCUUCUAAUUGUAAUAUAGUUCAGUCUAUAAAAGCACAAUAUGAUGUAAUUGUUCCAGAAAGAAAACCUUUCCUGUACUCUGCAGUAUGGUUAGAAAGAAAAGGAAUGAGAAACUUCUCUAACCUCUCCCAGGCUGCUGAGAGAGCUAAUGAACUGUAUCUCAAACUCAUUUUCCUUCUCCUGGCAUCUAUUGUUGGAUGUGCAGGAAAACUUGUGCAUCCUCUUACCAUGAGGAGCACUUUGCCAUUUCAGUUAGUUUUGAUAUGUAAGAAAAUUAUCUGCUUAUAUGAACCGUAAAAGAAACAGGUUCAGUGUAUGCGAGUUUAGGUUCUAUUCUUCUUGUGCAAUUAGUGCACAUCAUUGCUCAGAGUGGGGGUUGUUUACAGGGAAGUGUUUGUGAGCAGAGCCAUGUGCAUUUUCUGUUUAUGUUGUGGGAUUCUUUUCACUGUCUCCAUGGAGCCUUGAACUGGACCAAGAUUAAGGUGAAGGCUUAUUUGAAGAUGUGGCCCAUGAAGCUUUUCUUUUUUAGCUUCUUUGAUUUUUAUUUUUAAUGAAUCUAUAACAGCUUAAAGAAAGGGGAAAAAAGGCUUUGUGUGCUGAGAUAGGAUCAAUAUUAAUCCAGUCCCACAUCAAGACCUCUGUCUUAGCUGUAAACAGGGCUCAAACUGUCAAACCUUUCCAGAAUCACCAACUACCCAAGUGCUUUGAAAGGUGAUUAAAGCAGCUCCAGGUCUCCCAUAGUUAAGUGUGUUCCAAACCAUUUUCAGCAGAAUUUCAGGCUGCUUGAAUCUCACUGCUAAGUGGUGGGGAGAAGCCAGACCAUAACCCAGUAGGAAAGCUCUCACAGGCAGCAGGAGCUGGCUGUCAGACUUCUGAGGGCCUUGGCUCAGCUCCUUGGUGUCAGAUGGCAUGUGGGAAUAAAUAAGGUGCCACAGGAUUGGAAGGAGAAAAAGAGUUGACAUCUCUCAGAUGUGCUGCUGUACGUUUGCAGCGUUCACUUCUUUAAAACCUUGCAGUUCCUGUUUUCUUUCCAGCAACUACGGGCACAUAGGAUGGUUUGGGUUGGAAGGGACUCAUCAUCUAGUUCAAUACCCCUGAUAUUGAAAGGGACAUCUCCAUCUAGACCAGGCUGUUCAGUAGAUUGGUUUGGAUCACCUGAAAAACACCACCUGUAGGGCUGAUCCAGGGAGACUGAGAGCACUGAGCAAGGAGAGCUCCUGGUCUGAUUUCAGAGACCACAUCCCCUGGCAAAUCUUUUAAAGCACAUUGGGGUUGAAGUUCUACUGUGGAAAGCAUUGCAGACUCUGCAGUUCCAAAAUUACACUGUGACCUUAAAUAGAAAGCAUAAUUUUAACUUGCUUUGGUGCUUUUGAAAACCUGAAAAACCUAAAUCUCUAAGUACUUAGCAACUGGUAGAACACUGAAAACUUGAGAGAAGUGAGAUUUAUGGUGGUGGAUGAGAUACACCCAAACACCAAAUGUCUAAUUGUCACAGGGAACCGUUUAUUAGAAACAUUUAUCCGUAUACCCUGUCAAACCACACAGACAUAAAUUCUAUAAAAAGAGUUGGAUGCUCUUCCACUCUUCUGCACUUCUCUUUCUAUAUUUUAUCUUGCCUGGAUGGAUAAAAAAUCACUGAAGAAUAAUAUAUAAAUCAAAGCAAGAAAUGUCCUGGAAGGUGACCUGUGGUUUCAGGGAACAGCUCUUUAGCUGCAGACCAGCAGUGCUUCCCUGUUUGAUCAUGGAUAACUGUUAUUUGAAUGUGGUUUUUCAGCUGUUUGGACACCGAAGUGACAGAAUCUUAGAACUGUUAAGCUUGGAGAAGGUCUCUAAAAUGUUGAGCCCUACCAUCCACUUAUCACCAGUAAUGCCCACUAAUUGACUUCAUUUAAUCCAUUGAUUUUAAUCACGAUUUUAAAAUGAUAUCCUAUGAGGUCAUAGCAUAAUUUCACUUCAGAUGAAGUAUCUAAUUUAUCCCCUAUUAGCCCGGGAAAAAAAAAAAACAAAACACAAUUGGAUUGACAUAAUUUAUUCUUGAUAGGUGCUGUAGCUGCUUUUAUCACCUUAUUGCUCUCUAAGUUUGUGUAAUUCAAUUUCUCUCAGCAUCUUUCCUAAAACUAGUUAAAUUAGCCUAUAAUUCCCUAGAAGAUUUCUUUCUAUACCUUAUUCUUGUGAUAUAUUUUUCCUGAUAUCAUGAUUUGUAUUAUUAUUUGCUCUUCCUGAGUACUGGGGUAAGAUUUUAAAUCCCUGUCUUAAAUGCCAGCACAGCCUCUGCAAUUAACCACCUGAAUUAUAAUGCGAUUAUUAUCCGGGUGUUGAUUUCUGCCUGGCUGUGGCUGUCAGCCAAAUGUCAUAAUGCACACAAUUAGUAGAUUUACUCCCUGGCUUACUGAUAACAAAGGAAGCACAAAUAAUUCAUAGGCAGAGGCACCGCUUCUUUGAUGUGACUGAACUCUGAUCCGCUCAGCACCUGAAGGGAUGCAGGCUGAAGAAGGGCAGCCUCAUUAAAGUGGAGAAUAAUGGAAACAAUGCGAGGAGGAAGAGGAGGAGGAAGGGAUGACCCAUGCUGGGCGUUGUGACCUCUUUGGGGCUGGGUCCUGUGGCUCCCAGCCUCCUACUAUGGCACAGGAACAUGCAAAUUCCUGGGGACAUGGGGAGAGUCAAGGAAAACCCAUGUCCCAGACUGAAAUCAUGUCUCUAAUUACAAGGCUGCCUUUUUUUUCCUGGGGUUAAGGGAAAUUCCUGAUGAGAUGUUUCCAUCUGGUUCACAGUCCCUUUGCGCUGGGGCAGUUCAAAGAGGCUGCAAUGUAACUGAGAAUUGAGGACAGCGUUUAUUUAUAGUUGGAUCAUAAAAGCUGUAGAGCUGAGCUCGCAGCAGUGUGCUUAUUUAUGUUUUAAACAGCACCCCACUGCUGGUAAAACAUGUGCUGUAGCUCUGGUAUAACAUUAAGUGUGGCUUUUUGUAAGGUUCAUAACAUAAAGGUUAAAAAAAAGCAAAAGUUAACUAACAAAACAGCUAACAUGUAAAUAAAGAUAGCAGCCAAAAAUGGAGGAAAAUUAACAGUGCAGUUCUGAGAUGAAGUAACACCAAUGGAAGAUUUGUACCUGGAUCAAUUUUUCACAAUACCAGGAAGAAAUCCCUCAAGAAGUUGGAUUCUAGUUCCUUGUGAUGUUACAAAGGAUUUGAGCUUUAUGUGGGGCUUUGUAAUGACAACCCAGCCUCUGGCACCAUCUCAGUACAGUGUCUCAAUGCCAAUUGUGUUUGUAUCACAUUUAUCCUUUCUUUUAAUAUCAGUGUACUUUGCUUUCCCCUCUGGGUUACAGAGGAAAAAGAAAGCAGCUCCUUUUCAUUAUUACCUUUUAAUAGUCUUUCCAGUGAUACAUGGGAGAAUGUUAAUAUCUUUACAGUGACCUCACCUAAACGCUGCCAGAAGCCAGGAAAGGAGUGACAAGUCUGUAGCUAAUGUAGGGGAUGAAAUUCUGGUUAAUGAAAGGAUUUAUAGAAUCACAGAAUCAUUUAGAGAUGGAAGAGACCUGUAAAGGCCAUCUGGUCCAAACUGAGUGAUGGGUGAAGGCUAUCUCCAUCACUGUACGUGAAAAAAGGAACUGACUCUCUAGGAGGGUCUGUUAUGACAGGAUGAGGGGAAAUAGUUUCAAAUGAGAAGAGGGGAGAUAACUCAGUUCUACAUGUGCUUCCUGAUACGUAUAAAAGUCUGGAAAAGAUGGCGAUGUUUAAUCAUCUCACUUGUUCUUUGCACUGGAAAUGCACAUUUUUGUCCAUUACAGAGAAGGUGAAGGAUGUGUGAAAUUAUGGGAUCAAAAAGAGGAGGGAGAGAAGCUGAUAGUUUUGGAGGAAGUUUGGUUAGUUAAGGUCACUGAACUUGGAGGUCUUGUUUGUAGUAAACACUUAUAUUAAGCUGGAGGGUGGGCAGCCCAGUGAAUGGCAGUACAGCUCAGCUGCUUGAGAUACAUGUUCUCAUAACAUGAUCUUUUAGUCUUUAGUUCCUUUUAUCAAAACACAGUGAAAAUCAAACAUUAGGAAGUAAUAAAAUCGCUAGAGGGGAAACAACAAAUCGGCCACCUGAUUACCACAAAGGAUUAAAAAAAGAACAGCUGUUUCAAAAAAGGCUUUUGUUGAAUGUAAUGGCUGCUCCAUAGGUGGCUGAUGAAGAACUAAGACCUAAGGUUUCUUGAAUUUCAUUUCAGUGUAGCCUGGAGGAGAAGAAAAAAAACCUACAUUCAACAUCCCUUUAUUUUUGUGUAAAAAAUUAUCUUUUAUUGAUUUUAAAUAUUACCAUAUGAGCUCUGAACCUGGCCCAUGUUCAGAUUGUGAAAUUGAUAUUUUGUCUUCCAAAUCCAUUUUUUAAAGCCUGAUAAUAACCCAGAUUCACGUCUCAGAUGUGUUGCUUCUAGUUCCAAAUUUAGAAUAUGGAAAAAAUUGAAAAAUCAAGGAAAUGUAAGUCUUCAAGCAUGCCUAGCUUUUAAUUUAGCACUCAAAGUGAGGAAUCUAUUUAAUUUGCUAAAAUAGAGUGAUGACCACUUCCAAAAACAACUGGACAGCUAAAGGAGUAGGACUGAAAUUUAUAAUAUAGCUGCAGAUACCCUCUUCCUCUUUGAAAUAACUGUAAUAUUAAUUUCUUUUGGUCUUUCUCUGUAGAAAAAAUCAGAUGUCAAAGAAUUUCAUAUAAUCAUUUUCUAUGUUGAUUCAGACUUCUUUAAUGAAACACACUUCUUUAUGCUUUCCACAUUAGAGAAAGAUUAGAGAAAGCAAGCUCAAUCUGAUGUACCAGAUCCUGAUGCUGCAAAUUUUAAGCUGAAACAUUCUGGAUGAAGACCUUGAAUUCCAAGGAGAUCUAACAAGAGAGAGUUUGGCGAUUAACCAUGGAUCGUAGGACUGAGGAGAGGAGAAAGCAUCGCCACAGCUUGACUUUACUGGAUCAAGUAAAAAGAAUGAAAGAAUCAUCAGAGAUAAUUGAUGUUGUGCUAGUUGCUGAAGGUGAGAAAUUUCCCUGCCAUAAGGUGGUACUAGCUGCCUUCAGUUCUUACUUCAAAGCCAUGUUUACCUGUGGCUUGGUUGAAUGCACUCAAAGAGAAGUGGUACUGUAUGACAUCUCUGCAGAGAGUGUGUCUGUAAUACUCAAUUACAUCUACAGUGCGGACUUGCACCUCACUAACCAGAAUGUGCAGACUGUUGCAAUGGCUUCGUAUUUCAUGCAGAUGGAAGAUGUUUUCAGCUUGUGUCAGAAGUACAUGAUGGACCACAUGGAUGCUUCCAAUUGUGUGGGCAUCUACUACUUUGCAAACCACAUUGGAGCAGAAGAUUUAUGCGAUCGAGCAAAGAAAUACUUAUUUCAGCACUUUGCUGAGGUGAGCUUACAGGAGGAAAUAUUGGAGAUUGAAGUCCAACAGUUGUUGACUCUUAUAAAAUCAGAUGAUCUGAAUGUUUCCAGGGAGGAAAGCAUUUUGGACCUUGUCAUUAGAUGGGUGAAUCACAGCAGAAAGUCACGUGCAGAACAUCUUAUCAAGCUCUUGAAGGAAGUGAGACUGGUACUGGUCAGCCCUUCCUUUCUCAUGGAAGCCCGCAAAAGGAACACUGUGAUCCUGUGCAAUUCAGAAUGCAGUGAUAUGUUUGAGGAAGCAUUGAAAAGCAUCAAACUAGCCACCCAACCUUCUCUCAGCUUGCGAUAUGGCAUGGAGACUACUGAUCUCUUACUCUGCAUCGGCAACAACUCACAUGGCAUUAGGUCAAGACAUGGGAGCUAUGCAGAUGCCAGUUUUUGCUACGCUCCUGCAACACAAAAGACUUACUUCAUUUCCUCUCCAAAGUAUGGAGAGGGUUUAGGAAGUGUUUGCAGUGGUGUUGUCACUGAGAAUAAUGAGAUUAUUGUGGCAGGAGAGGCAAGCGCUGCCAAAAUGUCUAGACAAAAAAACAAGAACAUUGAAAUUUAUAGAUACCACCAGCGAGGAAAUCAGUUUUGGCACAGCCUGUGCACCGCUGAGUUCCGUGAACUCUAUGCAUUGGGCACUGUCCAUAAUGAUCUCUAUGUGAUCGGAGGGCAAAUGAAAAUCAAAAAUCAAUAUGUGGUCACAAACUGCAUGGAGAAGUACUCAAUGGAGCAAGGUACCUGGAGAAGCACAGCACCUCUGCCGGUGCCAUUAGCCUGCCAUGCAGUGGUGACAAUGAAGAACAGGCUCUAUGUGCUGGGUGGCUGGACACCACAGAUGGAUCUGCCUGACGAUGAGCCGGAUCGAUUAAGUAACAGAAUGUUUCAGUAUGACCCAGGCCGAGACAAAUGGACAGAGUGUGCACCAAUGAAGUACUCCAAAUAUCGCUUCAGCACAGCCGUGGUCAACAGUGAGAUUUACGUCCUGGGAGGAAUUGGGUGCCUUGGCCGUGACAGGGGGCAAACACGGAAAUGUCUUGAUGCGGUAGAGAUUUAUAACCCUGAUGGAGACUUCUGGAGGGAUGGACCUCCUAUGCCUUCCCCCCUCCUCUCCUUGCGAACAAACUCUACCUGUGCAGGCUGCGUGGAAGGCAAGCUGUACCUCUGCGGAGGGUUUCACGGAGCAGCUCGUCACGAGGUCAUCACCAAAGAGAUCCUCGAGUUAGAUACAUGGGAGAACCAGUGGAACGUGGUGGCCGUCAAUGUCCUCAUGCACGACAGCUAUGAUGUUUGCCUUGUUGCUAGGCUGAACCCACGGGAUCUUAUCCCUCCUCCUCCUGAUUUAGUGGACCAAUAGAUGUUCAGUGUCUGCUUCCAAAUUCUGCAGAAAGAGAAGAAUUUGGAGAGACAAAUGCUGCAUUGGCUCUGGGUGGAGCCAGUGGCUCCAUUCUCUCCAUUGGCUAGGCGCCAUUGUACAGCAAGCUUAAGCACGGAAUUGCCUUCAAAAUGUGCUUCUCAGAUGAUGCUUAAUUUGCUGGCACCAGUACUCUGGACUUCUGUGAUUGAAAGCUGAGUUUGCCAGCCUUGUCUCUUAGUCUGUCACUUGGCUGUUCGAGCUGCAGUCUGGUGGUGCUUCCUAGGUGUGCUUCUGGGGCCUGUGCCUUAGGCAUGGAGGCAGCCUGGGGCUUGCCUUGCAGCAGAGCGCUAUGUUUGAAGGAAAGCUUUAGCCAGGAGAAACCCUCCUUUACUGUUCUACUGAGGGAGCUAAGAAAUAUCUGAAGUCGGUUUGGCUGUACCAAGGCGACAGACUAAUUGGCUGAUGCAGAAGCAGAGGGAAGACGGAGAUGAGCAUUUGUUUGCUUAAACAAAAAUAAAGCAUUAGCCAAGGCUCAUUAGCCAAGUACACUAGCUACUGCAAACAUUAUCUAACCCACAGUCAGGGCAUCCCUUCUUUGGCAGCAGAGCUGAGGCUGUGCUGGUAGAAAACUGGUUUUCUGGCAGCCAGUCACAUGUGAGCCUUCCUUUUGUAAUCCUGCACCAAAGAUGAGAAUAAGCUUAAAUUGUCAUAUAGAUCCUACCUGUCAUGAGGCAGAAACUUGUGUGGUCAGAUGGAGAAGAGGAUGUAGAUUAAAAUAAAUGACCAACACUGUUAGCUCUGCAUCUAUGGAGAAAGGAUAAAACCACCGGGCAUUUAGAGUUUAUGUAAAGUAGGUAGUUUUGUAGAAGUAGCUCUAAUGAAAUAACAUAAGGUAAAUUCUGUACCAGUGGAAUUGGCUAUAAGCACAGGGAAGAGUAAUUUCUGAAGGGAAUGCUAGCCUUUCUAGGGCUUGAAGGCAGUGGGUUAGAAAGACAGUAAAUUGUUACUAGUACAGCUGUCCCAUCUGAGCUACCAAUAACUAUUCAUCAUCCCCUGGUGUCUACAUCACAGAAUACAUGUGAGUGAUUGCCUGGGCAGUGUGGACAGGAGAACUGGGAAUUUCUUUUGUGUUCUGGGGCCAAAACUGCAAAUGACUGUAUGGUGCAACAGACAGUGAAUGUCAGAGGCAAACACUGUAAGAGCAAUGAACUAUAGAGAAGAUGACCCAAAAGCCUUUCCCUAGUCCCAACUUUUCUGAUUCAUGAUCUGUUUAAGAUAUCCAACGGGAAUAUUAAUCUGUCAUAUAAAAACAAUUAGCAGGAAGGUCACUGGAGUUUACCUGAUAACUGUUAUCACAUGCUGAGGACUGCUCAGAUAAUCAGGGAGUUGGUGACAGGAACUGAGGAAAACAUGCAGAAAAGAAGUAAAUGGUGAGCCAAAAAACUGAUCUCUCCCUUUGUUUCCUGGGCAGAAUGAGUGUGUCACCCUAAACACAGGCAUUGGUGUUUGUUGCAGUUCCAUGCCAUCCAGACGCUGUUUUCUUUGUUGAAGUGGGUUGUUACCUGUCCAGAGGAGAGUUUUGACAAGCCAGUCUCAACCACUCUGGUCACAAAACACUGUUGCAGAUGUAAGAAUAAGGGGGCAAAAAAAGAAUCUGUUGAAGUAUGUUUUUAAACAAAAGCAAUAGACUAUUUUCCGACUAAGCAUGCAAUAUGGGAAAUUUUUUUAAACUCUAGUUAUUCCUGUGAAGUAUAGGCAACGAUUCUCUGCAGAGCUCUCAAGCCAGCAGGAAGCAAUGCUUGAGGAGCAGCCAAACUGCUGAGUGUUUCCUUGUGAUUACUCUAAAUUCUCCUACAGUGUCUACAGAUACACUACUGCCUUUCCUGGUUUUCUUCCUGCACCACUGGAAACCACUUGCCCUUGCAUGCAUAGAGUGUUGCUUUUCUUCUGCCUGCCUGGUCUGGCUAUUGACAACUCCAUGUCUUUCAGUUUCUGUCCAACAGACCAGCACUAUAUAUCCAGCAGGGAGUUAUUUUCUUCUUUAAAUAUCUAGAACAGAAGAACAGUCAGACCAAUUUAGAUUCCAACUUGAAAACAUUGUGUGGACCCCACUUAGUUCAUUGUUUGCCCCCGGGGCGACUACAGUUUCUGAGUUGGAAAGGAAAGCUUGAGGGAAGGAAGGAAGGAAGGAACUGAAAGCAUGUUUAUUGAGAGGUACCAAUAUGAGCCCAAAUCCUUCCAAGAGUAUGUGAAUGUUGCAUGUCUGAUACGUUUGUGGGUAAUCUCACAUUCCCGGGAAAGCCCUUAAGAGCCUUAAUUUCUUCUACUGCGAAUCCUAAUGCAGGAAUAUUACAGAAUAUGCAUUCUUCAAGCUUGCGUGCUUCACUGAAAUAAUAGUUUACUUCAGCCACUUUCUGGCUGAACAGCAGUUAGCUGAGCCUUUAAUCAAGGCUGCCUUGACAUCAUCCAUAAUUCUAAAAUGUGAACAAAGCAGUGCUGGCAAGCUAUGGGCUGUGGGAAUGAAUGGGGGGAUUAUUAAGCAAAGACAUGCGCUUCAGUUUCACUUGAAACACUGAAGUACAUCACUAGUUGCCAACUAUGAAUAAAAAAAAUAUUGGAGAGGUUACUGGUCACAUGCAUGGGGAGUAAAGAAAAAAAAUGGAAAGCUAUGAAAAGCGAAUUGAAGCUCUCCCAUUAGUGUUUUAUUUUGGGAUUGCCAGUGCAUAGCUGAUUUCAUAAGGAUCCCUGUGAGUCUCUGAUCUCUGUUUUCACCCAUGAGGUCACAAGAGCUGCCUACACAUGUGAACCCUCAGGCACCUGACUAUGCAUUCUCACAUGCCACUGCUGUGAUGGCUUGUGGCUCAGUCACUGCCUGUGCAAACAAACACAUGCACCAUUUCUUAUGUGCAACACUGAAAUGCAUUCUGGAUUGUGUUCCAGCUGUAUUCUGCCAUUCAGGAUGCUUCAUCUUGCUGGCAGAAAAUUACCUCAUUGCUUACAAAGCUGUUGGUUACUGCACUCCCAGGUGUGUUCCAGGCUGCAGACUGAGGCACCAUCAAUGAAGCUUAGAGCUGCUCCCAGAAUGUUGUGCACAGAGGAGCCAAGGUGGGUGCAAUGAUGCUCCCAUCACUUCCCAGGGAGAAUUCAAGAUGUAAAAAGAUUAUGCCCUGGAUCUUAAUCUUACAUUUUUCCUCUACUCUAAAUGCCUAUUGAGAUUCUUGAUCACCCAAAAAGCAAUGAAAGCAAAUGUUACAAUGAUGCAUAUAAAUGUAAAAAAUUGUAAAGUAUAUUUAUUCAGGUCUGUAUUGUUUUUCUGCCAAUCUGGAAGUCAGUGGUGUUCUUUUAAUAUGGAUUUACUAGUGAUUGCUAUCUUAGCUGUAGCAAUGAGGUCUCUUUCAUAGGCUGAUCUCCUAAUGGAUUAUGGAGCUCCUCUGAAAAUUCGUUUCAUGAAUCAUAAUGCUUUGAAUCCCCAGGUCAGAAUUUCAGCUGCUCUUUGCAUGUUUCUGUGGCUCUCCCUACAGCUUUUCAAGUGGACUGUAGCUGUAGCUUCAAAGAAAAGCUAUUUCGCCCCCAGUUGUGCUCAGCUGGAACUGGUACGUUUGCAAUUUGCAAUCAUUUGACAUGUCGAGGUUGAAAGCAAAGGAAAUACUGAGAAAUGGAGAAAAUAUACGUAGAGCCUAUACAGAAGUACAUUUCCUUCUUUUCCAUGUGCUUACUGCUCUGCCUGGGUAUCUGAUGGAAAGAUUUAAUAACAACCCCUGACUGCAGCCAUGGCAAAGGCCAUGCUGGGUUAUGAGUUUGUGCUGCUGGAGCAGAGAGUCAGCACGGUGCUAAGCUGUGCUGCUUUGUCAGACGUAAUUACCUUCAAACAAAAAUGUCUUUAGGUGUUCCAUGAUGUAUACCUGUAUGCGUUUUCUAUACAAAUGUAUAACUUUAUUUUUGGAAGUUCUUUACUGACAGCAGCAGAAUCCCUUUUUAACACUUACCUGGCAACCUGUCUUCUGUACAGCUCAUCAAAAUACUUCAAAUAAAGUGCUGUUCUUUAAA